UUGUUGCUAGGUAGCCUAAUGAAAUGAUCUCUCAACUCGCGUUAGCAUUUAGCUUAAACUAGCUAGUUAGCUUUUUAACUUUAGACAUUCAUGUAAGUACAGAGGAAGUUAUGAGCUCUCAGGACAAGGGUCCCCAGGAGCAUCGACAGGAGACCCGACAGGAGACCCUGCAGCAGAUAGCAGCCAAAGUAAUCCAGAAGGCCUGGAGAAGACAUGUGUGCAUAGAGGUGUUCAAGUAUGUCAAACAUCUUAUCAACGAGUGCAACCAGCGCGAUCCCAAGAAGAUCCUAAAAUCUGUCAAUCCUCGAGAGGCAGAGUUGCUGGAUGCUGCCGCUGGCGUGUUCAUCAGAUUUCGACUUGGAGGGAUUACCUUUCCACCCAACAUCUAUUACAAGAUCUACACCCAUCGACCCAUUACUGAUAUGUGUGCCAGCAGCCCGAAGGACUACACCCAGCCAGACCUGAAGAAGCCUGCGGCUCAACAGAAUAAACAAGGCCAGCCUCUUAAGCAGGAGGACCGAUCAGGAUGGUACCGGCGAUUGGAGAACAACAGCUGGAGGCUCUUCUGUAGCAAGGUGAAGAGCGUAAAGAUGCAUGCCUCCAAGUGA
Molecule: messenger RNA, 608 nt
Organism: Notothenia coriiceps (black rockcod)
Lineage: Eukaryota; Metazoa; Chordata; Actinopteri; Perciformes; Nototheniidae
Exons: 6
Coding region: 111-608 (165 amino acids)
Source: RefSeq, a predicted model, not a curated record